Messenger RNA from Seminavis robusta, 1740 nucleotides. NCBI's taxonomy places the organism in Eukaryota, Bacillariophyta, Bacillariophyceae, Naviculales, Naviculaceae. The record is from the annotation of a GenBank genome assembly.
AUGACGGAACAACAACCCCUCCUCUCCCCUCUUCCUCUACCAGUACCGGUAGUCUCCCAGCAACCAGUAGAUGAAGAGGCUACUAGUACCCACACGAACGGUCCAACGAUCAUUUCCAGCUCUCGUCGCGUCCGAUUUGAGCCGGCGUUUUCUUCCGAACAGCAACAACAACAACACACCAAUAAUAAUAAUCAGCGCAAGAGUUUGUUGUUGUUUCCCGUGGACUUGACCAAAUCCAGCGAUGCUUUUCGUUUUGGUGUUCGAGUGGCCAUCUUGGUGGGGUUUUCGUCUCUGUUUGCCACCAACAGUAUUCCAAUACUGGGACAAGAAGGGAUCCAUAUUGAGUGGCCACAGGGUAUGUGGGUGACCGUUUCGUCCCUGAUGGUGUGUUGGUUCCCCAAGUUGGAUGCUGCCAGUGUUGUACAAAAGAGUCUUCAACGCUUGGGCGGUACCUUACUGGGAGGAUUCUUGGCGUUGAUUUGUGGAAUCAUGUCUCGAUGGAUUCUCCCCAAAUACGUCUACCGAAGAGCCAUCUUUUUGCAUCUAUCCUACGCUCUCAUCUGUUUUGGGGUAACCUAUCUCAGUAUGCGAAUUCGACUGGACCGAACUUCCAGUAUUAUGAACAAAUACAACUAUGGGACGGUCCUCUGUCUCCUUACAUUUACCAUUACCUUGUUUCCCUUCUUGAAACAGGAAGAUCCUUGGAAAAAGGCCGUUUGGAGAAUCAUCAAUGUCGCAAUGGGAGUUUUCAUUGCUGCCGUGGGUUCCAUGCUGAUAUUGCCUCGGUCCACCACGGAUAUGCUGCUGCAGCGCAUCCAGAAGCAAUGCCAAUUGGCAGGAGAAAGCAGUGAGGCGGUGUUGCAUGCUGCCGCCGAUGUUUUGUGCAAAGAAUCCAUUGCUGACGUUCCCAAAACGGAGCUGACUACAACGACACCUGUCGUCGUUUCCAGGAUGGAUUCUCAAGCCAGCGAACAGUCUACCGAAAGCUGGCUCGGUAUCCACAUGUGGGAUAGUAUACGCGUCUCGGUACUCCGGACUAGCUUUUCUCGGGUUCAUCGAGAUAUACUCUUGCACGAUCCCACAACGACUACGUUGGAUGUGGUGCUGGAAAAGUACGAAUCUGCCAUUCAGGAUUGGAAGGAUACCAAAAGCUUGUUCUCCUUGUUUUGGUUCGAUCCAUUUCAUUAUCUCGUGCCAAUGUCUCCUCAGUUUCACGAAGGAUGUGCCACCAUCUUGUCCAGAGCCUUGCGCGUUCAAACCACAGUCGUCUUGCUGGAUGGAAUUGUCCGCAAUGAUCCACAGCAUCUGUCUUGCCUGGAUACCGAUCUGCAUGCCUUGCUCACGGAGAUGGGUACGUUGCUUCGUAAAAUGCUGGUGGUACCACGACAACAACACGCCACGAGAGACAGCCCUUCUACCAUGACCAUGUCGACCAGUGGCAUCCUCCAUUCCAACAACAAUGACAUGAUGAGUGGUAGUGACGACAAUGCCAGCAUCAUGACGACGACCUCCACGGCCAAUGAUUUUUUCAAAGAAAAAUUGCUGGACAGACUCGGUAGCUUUCGCCAUUCGGUCAAUCAAAUGGCAACCAAGAUGCAAGGAGAGAGCAAGACAAAGCCCGGAAGUCGUCACUAUGCUCUCAUGUUUCUACAACUGGUGGAGCAUCUGACACAUCGAUCUAUUUCACUAUACGAAAGUUGGGUGGUAAUGGAGGAGCUACUGGACAAUCAAACGCCGUAA